This is a messenger RNA of Syngnathoides biaculeatus (alligator pipefish), 4621 nucleotides long. It is a transcript of the gene gnl1, whose product is annotated as guanine nucleotide binding protein-like 1. Gene Ontology annotation, molecular function: GTPase activity; GTP binding. The coding region runs from base 328 to 2148 and encodes 606 amino acids. Lineage: Eukaryota; Metazoa; Chordata; Actinopteri; Syngnathiformes; Syngnathidae. The transcript is spliced from 13 exons. The record is from RefSeq and is a predicted model, not a curated record.
GUAGAGUCAGGGAGUUACAAUUUCAUUCGCAUUUAGAUUUUGACGUUUUGAAUAAUUUAUGUGAAUAAUGGUAAUAUAAUGUGUGGAAGUCAUAUUGCGAUACGUCAAUUGACAUAAGAGCUAAAUUAUUUGGACCCCGUCAGGCUUGGUUCAUGAACAUUACAAUGGUUUCGCCCAACUUUCUCCGCAGUCUGCAGCGAAACAUGGCGUCACAGGAAAGUGCACAGCUUCAGAGUCUGGAAACUUCACUUCAGUAAAAACAUUAAGCCGUACGAGCGACAGAAGACGAAAUUGAAUAGCACAACUUGUACCCAGUCUAACAUCGGCAUGCCCCGGAAAAAGCCAUUUAGCAACAAGCAGAAGAAGAAACAGCUGCAAGUCAAACGAGAGCGAAAGCGAGGUGACACGGGCUCGGGGCCAUGUAGCCGCAAUGGUAGCAUGGAGCGAGGGGGAAAUAGGCAGUCAGACACGUCAGACAGCGAGACCACCGACAUCCGCAAGAUUAACCAGCAGCCCUCCGGCCGAGAUGGCAGACAUGAUCCCAAUAGGUUUCGUCUUCACUUUGAAAAGGAAAGCAAAGAGGAAGUGGAGAAGCGGAAGAAGAUGGCCCGGGAGAAGAUCCUGCUACCCGUUUUGGACAAACAACUGGAGAUUGGCAUCGAGGACAUCUACCCACCUGAAAGAGGCCUGGGUUUCCCACGACGGCCUCCCUGGAGCUACGAAAUGAGCCGAGCAGAUUUGCUGAGGAAAGAGGAGAAGUCGUACAAGCAGUACCUGGAUGACAUGCAUUCCAGAAAUCCGACUGGAUCCCUGAGCCAUUUUGAGCACAAUCUAGAGACGUGGAGGCAGCUGUGGCGAGUUUUAGAGAUGUCAGAUGUCGUACUACUCAUCGUGGACAUCAGGCACCCGGUGUUGCAGUUCCCCCCCGAGGUGUACCGCUACAUUACCAACGAGCUCAAGAAGAAUGUGGUGCUGGUGCUGAACAAAGUGGAUCUGUGUCCACCCCCACUGGUGAUCGCAUGGAAACACUACAUGACCUCGCAGUUCCCGCAGCUGCAUAUUGUCUGCUUCACCUCCCACCGCGGACAAGCCUACAGCACAGUGCUUCAGAAAAAGCGCAUGAGGCGAAAGGCUGACUGGAGUCAUGCUGGAGGUCCAACAGAGAUCCUGAAGGCCUGUCAAGAGAUCACAGCAGGACGAGUCGACCUGUCGAGCUGGGAGCAGAAGAUCCAGGCAAACGCUGUUGCAGAGCAACAGGAUGGCGAGGGUCUGGACGAUGAGGCUGAGUCAGUGUUGGUAGAGCAUCAGAGCGAUAGCGCUCUGGAGAUGAGUAACCCAAAGCACGAGCUCUACAAGGAUGGCAUUCUCACUCUGGGUUGUAUAGGCUUCCCAAAUGUCGGCAAGUCAUCCGUUAUCAAUAGCUUGGUUGGCAGGAAGGUGGUGAGUGUGUCACGGACCCCAGGCCACACCAAAUACUUCCAGACCUACUACCUCACCCCCACCGUCAAGCUCUGCGACUGUCCCGGCCUUGUCUUUCCCUCCUGUGUGGAUAAACAGUUACAGAUUCUGGCCGGCAUUUACCCGGUGUCACAGCUUCAGGAGCCUUACAGCUCUGUGGGUUAUCUGUGCGAGAGGACCCCCUACCUCUCAGUGUUGAAGCUCAAACAUCCUAAUUUAGAAGAAGUUAACACCCAGCAAGGAGACCAGGUUUCAGUGGAGUCCCCCUGGACUGCCUGGGAUGUUUGCGAGGCAUGGGCUGAGAGGAGAGGCUACAAGACUGCAAAAGCGGCCCGUAAUGACGUUUACCGGGCGGCUAACAGCCUCCUGAGGUUAGCUACUGAUGGGCGCCUGUGCCUUUGCCUCAGACCGCGUGGCUACAGCUGCUUGCGAGAGCACUGGGAAAGUCACACUGACAUCCCAGAGAUUCUGGCCCUCCAAGGACGCACAUCGGAGGACGACACCACAGGAAAGAGGGACGACGAAGAGGAUGGCGAAUCCAGCACCGAGCCCGAGGAAGAGAGAGACAGGGAUGCGGAUGACGAUGAUGACGGUGAAGAAGAUGAAGGCUUUAGACAGCCCAGGCAAAAGGAGCAGACGACGUCUGGGUUGGCCAUCAACAUGUUUAAUGUCCUCCGGGAGAAUGAAUAACUCUUUAACAAGAUUGUUACCUGAGGAAGCGAGUCAGCAUGCCUGCUGAUGAGUCAACACUGCUCCUGUACUUCAACAAAGCCACUUAAUGGCAUAACGCAAAGUAUUGAACAAAAAUACCUAUGAGCUUCUCAUCUCAAUAAUUUCCUUAGUACAGAUUGCAUAAUGUAUGCAGUAAAGUAGCCAAAGCUCAACGAAACAUAUUGAAAGGGGAAAAAACAAUUUCCUGAUGUUUGCACACUUGCGCCCCUAAUAUAGAACAUAUUUUUCUACUCCCGUUGUGCCUCAACUCUGCACGUUCAUGCACAAAACUUUUCUUCUUGAUGUCAGGUAGCGGGUUCGGGUUAGUUUCUUCUAUUUUGCACGUUUUCUCAGAGGAAAAGAAAAAAAAAACUUCCAUCAGUCUGUGUCAGGGAUGGGCAUCAUCAUCGAUUGUGUAUUAAAAACGCGGAGGAAAAAUGGGGUGGAGUACUUUGACAGUGUCAGCAGAGGCAUAGUUGAUACAGUGUCAACUACUUUGCAGACUAAAAUAGGGUACAUGCAUACCAACAGUCAGGACAAAUUUGAGCGUUUUUCUCUCACUUUUGAUCAAAAUUAGAAAAGGCCAAAUUGUUGUAGGUCUCCAAAGUAUCAUUCUGUGGUGUGGGGUGUGUUUAGAAAGAUUUUUUUUUUUUUUUAAUAUAUUUUGCCUGGUCGGACAAUUGGUCGAGGUUGACAAUUGUAAAUGUUAAACCUGUUCAAUAAUUCCGCUUGCAAAUUGUUAUGAGAGGAUGUGUGCUGUGUUGGUCAACUCGUGUACGAGCAGUACGAACUCAUCUGAGAAUUGUUUUAUAUUAGUGCAGACUUAUCCAACUUAUCCCGCAUCUUAAUGCUAGCAUGAUCAAGUAGGAACAAUAGAAUUUAAAAAAUCAAAAUCAAAAAUGGAAUGCAGUGAGAGCAAAACGUAUCUGAACCCUUUGGAAUUUCUUGGAAUCAUGCAGAGUUAUAACGGUUGUGUAAAAAGGAAUGGUCCAAAAUUCAUCCUUGUUCAUUGUGCAUGUCUGAUCUACGACUACAACAAAAGUUUACUUUAGGAUAUUUUAGCCAAAGGAAAGUAAUUCAGUUAAUAUAUUCAAGUGUCCACUUACUUUUCCUGCUUGUCCUCCAAAUCUCACGUGCUCGAAUGCGCCAUAAAAAUGUGAAAAAAAUACAAUUGUUUGUGCAGUAUUAGUUGAAGCAGACUGUUUAUUCUUGUGAUUUAGAUGAUCAGUCAACAUUUUAUGACCAACCUAUGCAGAAAUUUACAAAAUUAAGUUUCACAAUUUUUCCUUCCGCCGAGUGAGCUGCACCACACGUACAUCAUCUGGAGCCAUUUAGAAUCCCUUUUUUGUAACGUGACAAAAACAUCAGCAAUGUGAAUAAACUACAGACCAGAAAUGAUCCACAAAAGUAUUAAUGUGUGCAGAUUGCUACAGUCAUGUUUUGCUAGUCGAAAUUAGGUUGCUCUGAUCAACCAAUCAGGAUGGACAAAUGUUUAAUUUUUAAUCCGGUUGGUGGAAGAAAUAAUGGAAUUUGUGUGGUAACUGUAGGUCAGUGCUUCUGUCAACAGAGAAGGCCUGUUAUGAUAUGAAACAUCGAUAUGGUUCUACCCUGUUGAAAGAGGGACAGCCUAACUGCAUCUAUUGGAAAUUUGAUCGUCAUCCACACCAUUGCACGAUUGCUCUAGGCAGGCAGCAUUAUCCCACCUUAUAUGACAGUGGCAUGGAAACUAGAGUUCAAAACAUUUAGAUAUAUUUUUACUAUCUCGACUAAAUGAAAAUGGGUAAAGGAAUUGCCCAUCCCACAUGUGUGUCGUGUGAGCUCGCAGCUGAGAUGCCAAAUGCACAAAUUUAAAGCUCAGCCGGUAAAAUCUCAAUCAAGGGACACAAAAGCGUAAUUUCACACUUGGGUCAGCAGACACAAGUAUUACCAGCUCGAGCUUCAAUUCUCUGAUGAUUCAGGAGAGUAUAGUGUUUCUGAGAGUGCUGUGUUCUUUGGUGUGGCUUUGGUUUCUGGCGCUUCUCAAUGGGGAUCGAAACUUGUAGUGUUUUAACUACUUGGCUACACCAUCACGUUUUAGUGGGAGUUAUGGGUUGCUGGGCGCUCCAACAAAGCAACUGAACCUCUUGCUUUUUGAGAGAGAUGUUCUUUAAUCACAGUGUGAGGCAGAAGAAAUGUCAUCACAUUUUCCAACUCGAUCCAGAGCAAACAAAACUCCAUCUAGGAGAGUGUUAUUUUUCCACAAACGUCCACAUUCCUUUCACCGCACAGGAGGCGAACGAGAUUACGGCUUCCAUAUGUCCUGCCAUUAUAAGCAACUUGUGUGUUAUGUCAUCAAACCUGACUUUGGCAUUGCCCCGUACUUAUCUUGUCGUGUUGUUUGACCAAGACAAACUUCCUCUCCGGCUUCCGCAUUGUCUCACUCUUCUCAACAUGAUAAAAGCUGACUUUUUAA